Messenger RNA from Sphaerodactylus townsendi, 4082 nucleotides. RefSeq names its product MORC family CW-type zinc finger 2 (gene MORC2). Gene Ontology annotation, cellular component: nucleus. Gene Ontology annotation, molecular function: zinc ion binding. The transcript has 26 exons. The record is from RefSeq and is a predicted model, not a curated record. The coding region runs from base 797 to 3898 and encodes 1033 amino acids. NCBI's taxonomy places the organism in Eukaryota, Metazoa, Chordata, Lepidosauria, Squamata, Sphaerodactylidae.
GGCAGACGCGCGAGACGAAGAAAGGGGGGAAAGGACCGACGGGGGAUCGCGCGCUCGCACCUCACACACUCCCUCCCCCAUUUCUCCUUGUCCCACAGACGAUCCGCGGGCUUCGGUUCUCCUCAGCACGAAGGCGGAUCACCAACCAUCGGAUUUUUCCCUCCGCGCACACGCGCAUUAACAACCGUUGCCAAGUCUAACCGGAGGUGGUGGUGGCGGUUGUGGCGUCAAGAAGCAGCGUGAAGCCGCACCUUUCUUUCUCUCACGAUGAGACACGUGUCUGCCAGGGAUCAUCGUUUCACUUGUCACGUGGCCCCACCUCGCCCAAUCGCCAGGGAGCAAUGACGAUAUUUCUCUUCAGAGAGUGCCGUGAGGAGAAACAGUUCGGCUGUGGAGGCGAAGAGCGGCGGUUUGGGGAGACAGAAGAGGACAGGGAACGGGGGAAGCGCGGCGUCUGUUUUUUUUUUCUUCUCCGCACCAUGUAUUUCUUCAUCUAGAGAGAGAAGUAGUUCAGGAAUUGAGGGAGUAGAGAAAACGGGGUCGGUGGGUGAUUGUAACGGAAGGUCCGUUCUUUGCGGUGCUGUGACGCGAAAAAAAAACCCGUAAGCGUUUCUGUUAAAAGAGCGGUCGCGCGCGCCUUUGUGAACAGAACUGGGGCGGGAACGGCGCGCAUCUCUCAAAAAGAUUCUAGUAGCUUCGCUUGUCGCGUUCCAGAUUGUAGAGAGGUUCGUAAGGGCGGGGUGCGCGCGCUCGUUCUUCGUGGGGAGAGGCGUUAACCGCCACUGCAGUAGCCGUCAUGGCAUUCACCAACUACAGCAGCCUGCAGCGUGCUCAGCUGACUUUCGACUAUCUUCACACCAACUCAACCACACAUGAAUUCUUGUUUGGGGCCCUUGCUGAACUUGUUGAUAAUGCAAGAGACGCAGAUGCCACAAGAAUAGACAUCUUUACUGAACAUCGAGAAGACCUGAGGGGUGGGUUCAUGCUCUGUUUUUUGGAUGAUGGAGCCGGAAUGGACUCAAAUGAUGCUGCAAGUGUGAUUCAGUUUGGUAAAUCAGCUAAACGAACACCAGAAUCAACCCAGAUUGGACAAUAUGGAAAUGGUUUGAAAUCGGGCUCUAUGCGGAUUGGCAAGGAUUUUAUUCUCUUCACCAAGAAAGACAACACCAUGACUUGCCUAUUCUUGUCUCGGACAUUUCAUGAAGAAGAAGGAAUUGAUGAGGUAAUUGUUCCUCUACCUUCCUGGAAUUCUCGUACCAGCGAGCCCAUAACAGACAACAUGGACAGAUUUGCCAUUGAAUCUGAGCUGAUCUACAAAUAUUCCCCCUUCAAAUCAGAACAAGAAGUAAUGGAGCAGUUUAGGAAGAUUCCUGGGGAGAAAGGGACUCUGGUGACCAUUUUCAACCUUAAACUAAUGGAUAAUGGAGAACCUGAGCUGGAUGUUACCUCUGACCCAAGAGAUAUUCAGAUGGCUGAAACCCCACCAGAGGGGACGAAACCAGAGCGUCGUUCCUUCCGUGCAUAUGCUGCUGUUCUGUACAUUGAUCCUAGAAUGAGAAUAUUCAUCCAUGGACACAAAGUACAAACCAAACGCCUUUCUUGUUGCUUAUACAAGCCUCGGAUGUACAAAUAUGCUUCAAAGCGCUUCAAAACCAGAGCGGAACAAGAAGUGAAAAAAGCUGAGCACAUGGCUCGCAUAGCGGAAGAGAAAGCUCGAGAAGCAGAGAGUAAAGCCCGUGCAUUAGAGCUGCGCCUGGGAGACGAUCUCUCAAGGGAGUCCAGGGUCAUAUUGCGCCAAGCUCAGAACAUGGCAAUAAACAUGCGUCGAGAAGCUGAUGUCAAGAAGAGGAUGAAGGAGGCCAAACAGCAGGCACUAAAGGAACCAAAAGAACUGAACUUCAUUUUUGGGGUGAACAUAGAGCAACGACAUUUGGAUGGGAUGUUUGUGUAUAACUGUAGCCGGCUGAUUAAGAUGUAUGAGAAGGUGGGCCCGCAGCUGGAGGGUGGCAUGGCAUGUGGCGGUGUUGUAGGAGUGGUGGAUGUCCCCUAUUUGGUUUUAGAGCCAACACAUAACAAACAGGACUUUGCAGAUGCCAAAGAGUAUCGGCAUUUGUUAAAAGCAAUGGGAGAACAUCUGGCUCAAUACUGGAAGGAUGUUGAGAUUGCUCAGAAGGGCAUUAGCAAGUUCUGGGAUGAUUUUGGCUAUUUAUCAGCUAACUGGAACCAGCCUCCAUCAAAUGAGUUACGUUACAAGAGACGGAGAGCCAUGGAGAUCCCCACUACCAUUCAAUGCGACAUGUGUCUGAAAUGGCGGACCCUCCCCUUCCAGCUCAGUUCUGUGGAGCAAGAAUACCCAGAUUCCUGGGUGUGUACAAUGAACCCUGACCCUGAACAAGACAGAUGUGAUGCUCUUGAGCAGAAGCAGAAGGUGCCUUUAAGCGUUCUGAAGAAGGAAAAAUCACAGGAAGAUAAACAGAAAGAACUGACUGAGAAAAUUCGUCAGCAGCAAGAGAAGCUGGAGGCCUUACAGAAAACCACACCAAUACGUUCCCAAGCAGACUUGAAGAAGCUACCCCUGGAAGUCACCACACGACCUGUGCUAGAGAAUUCGGACAUGCUGAGCAGACCACAGCGUCCACGGUCUCCUCCUUUACCUGAUGUGAUUAAAAAUGCUCCUAGUAGGCCCCCAGCUCAACCCUCCAGGUCCAUCACUCAACACAAAAAGGGGCCCCCACCUCGACCAUUCAUUGGCUCCUCCAGAUCUCAGAGUGCGGCUUUCAGGGAAGAAUUCAACAUUUCAAGAACCCAACCUCCUGCUAUAGCUGCUGGGAAAUCUACAGCCACACUUGUAAAACCGCCACCCAGACUUGUGGCAGAAGGGAGAACACCUCCAGUGGUACUUCAGAACUCCAAGAGCCAGCUCACACCUCCCUGCUCAAAACCCUCCAAGCCUCUUCUGUCACCACCAAAGAAACCCUGUGUCAUCAAGCAGCCGCAGGCUUCCAGUUCCCGGAAGAGAAACAUAAACACGAUCGAGGAUGAAUCAGAGGAGGAGGUGGAGCAAAGAAAAGAGAAAAGGAGACCAGGCAAAACGGUGACAGUCAAAGAAGAGAAGAAGGAUUCCAAUGAGGUGGUUGUGGAGCUCACAGAUAGUGCAGAGGAAGAAGAUCCAGCAGAACUGAAAAAAGCACAGAAAGAUAAAGGGCAGCACGUGGAAGUACGAGUGAACAAAGGGUGGUAUACUGGCCGUGUUACGGCUGUGGAAGUGAGCAAGAAAGUCGUCCGCUGGAAGGUGAAGUUUGAUUACGUUCCCACGGAUAGCACCCCAAGAGAUCGCUGGGUAGAGAGAGGUAGUGAGGAUGUGCGGUUGAUGAAGCCUCCCUCUCCAGAACACCGAAGUCCAGACACGCCACAGCAGCAGCAGCAGCAGGAAGCAGUUGUUGCAGCCAAACCUUCUACCUCAGAGUGCGUCCGAACUGAGCCAGACACCACUGCCUCUGCAAGCAGCAGCCACGAGACUGUAGACCUGUUAGCCCAGGCACUCCGGAAUUGUUUGCGAUAUUUCCUGCCUCCCUCUUUCCCCAUCUCCAAGGAAGAGUUGAGUUCCAUGAGUUCAGAAGAAUUGGUGACUUUCCCACUGAAAGAAUAUUUCAAUCAAUAUGAGGUCGGUCUGCAGAAGCUGUGCAACUCCUACCAGAAUCGGGCUAAUGCCCAGGCCAAACUCAGUGAAGAAAAGCUCCUGGUUCAGGAACAGAAGCAUGCAGAGACAAAGGAAAAGCUCCAGAAGCUGAGGACUAACAUAGUAGCACUACUACAGAAGGUACAAGAGGACAUCGACAUCAAUACAGAUGAUGAGUUGGAUGCCUACAUUGAGGAUCUAAUCACUAGGGGAGACUGAACAUUCCAACAUCAGAGUGAAAUUGCCAAGGAGUUGGUCCCCAUGUCUUCUGUGACUUGAAUAUAUGUAGGAAGAACAGCAACCUGGAACCAGAACGAUUAGAGACCAUUUACUGUUACAAUAUGUGUUUAUAUAUUAUUCGUUCUUGUGGAUUUUUUAAAAAAUACAAAAAAAUUAGUGCUUU